Anolis carolinensis (green anole) is the source of this 2146-nucleotide messenger RNA. It is a transcript of the gene usp39, whose product is annotated as ubiquitin specific peptidase 39. Gene Ontology annotation, biological process: mRNA processing; spliceosomal complex assembly; protein deubiquitination. The transcript has 13 exons. The record is from RefSeq and is a predicted model, not a curated record. NCBI's taxonomy places the organism in Eukaryota, Metazoa, Chordata, Lepidosauria, Squamata, Anolidae. Gene Ontology annotation, molecular function: cysteine-type deubiquitinase activity; zinc ion binding. The coding region runs from base 16 to 1722 and encodes 568 amino acids.
GCCUGGCCAAGAGGGAUGACGUCAUGUUUCGACGGACGUGUAGCCUUCGUCUCCUCGGGCGUGACGGCAUCUUCUGGCGCCGGAGGACUCUCGUGCGCAUGCGCGGGCUUGUCGUCCGUGGCGAUGUCGUUGAGAGUGAAGCGGGAGAGAGACCCAUGGCCGGCCUUGUCCGGCGGGGAAGUGAAGCCGGUGAAAGUGAAGCGGGAGCCCGAAGAGGAGGAGGAGCAGCAGCCCCGGAUCAAGCAGGAGCCCAAGGAGGAGCCGGACGAAGAUGAGGACGAACCCGAAGUCAAAUAUGGCCGUUUUGACCCAGAGGACCGACGGAGCCGGCACUGCCCUUAUUUGGACACCAUCAACAAGAGUGUUCUGGACUUUGACUUCGAGAAGCUCUGUUCCAUUUCCCUUUCUCACAUCAACGUGUAUGCAUGUUUGGUCUGUGGAAAAUAUUUUCAGGGCCGGGGCUUGAAGUCCCACGCCUACAUUCACAGUGUCCAGUUCAGCCACCACGUCUUCCUCAAUCUCCACACCUUGAAGUUUUACUGUCUGCCAGACAACUAUGAAAUCAUUGACUCUUCAUUGGAGGAUAUCACAUAUGUCCUGAAGCCCACCUUCACCAAGCAGCACAUCGCCAACCUGGACAAACAGGCCAAGCUCUCCCGGGCCUACGAUGGCACCACCUACCUUCCAGGCAUCGUGGGCUUGAACAACAUCAAGGCUAAUGACUACGCCAAUGCUGUUCUCCAGGCACUGUCCAACGUCCCUCCGCUGCGGAAUUAUUUCCUGGAGGAGGAGAACUACAAGAACAUCAAGCGCCCGCCGGGGGACAUCAUGUUCCUGCUGGUCCAGAGAUUUGGGGAGCUCAUGCGGAAGCUGUGGAACCCCCGGAAUUUCAAGGCUCAUGUCUCCCCCCAUGAAAUGCUGCAGGCCGUAGUCCUGUGCAGCAAGAAGAACUUCCAGAUCACCAAGCAAGGAGAUGGGGUGGACUUCCUUUCCUGGUUCUUGAACGCCCUGCACUCUGCUCUCGGUGGGACAAAGAAGAAGAAAAAGACCAUUGUGACAGAUGUGUUCCAGGGGUCCAUGCGGAUUUUCACCAAGAAGCUGCCACAUCCCGACUUGCCAGCCGAGGAGAAGGAGCAGCUGCUCCAGAAUGAGGAGUACCAAGAGAAAAUGGUGGAGUCUACCUUUAUGUACCUGACGCUGGACCUGCCCACGGCCCCGCUCUACAAGGAUGAGAAGGAGCAGCUCAUCAUCCCCCAGGUGCCCCUCUUCAACAUCCUGGCCAAGUUCAACGGCAUCACCGAGAAGGAAUAUAAAACCUACAAGGAGAACUUCCUCAAGCGCUUCCAGCUCACCAAGCUGCCCCCGUACCUCAUCUUCUGCAUCAAAAGGUUCACCAAGAACAAUUUCUUUGUGGAGAAGAACCCCACCAUCGUCAACUUCCCCAUCACGAACGUGGACCUCCGGGAGUAUCUCUCUGAGGAAGUGCAGGCUGUGCACAAGAACACCACGUACGACCUUAUCGCCAACAUCGUGCACGACGGGAAGCCGGCGGAAGGAGCUUACAGGAUCCAUGUCUUGCACCAUGGCACAGGCAAGUGGUAUGAACUGCAGGACUUGCAGGUGACGGACAUCCUCCCGCAGAUGAUCACGCUCUCAGAGGCCUACAUUCAGAUCUGGAAAAGGCGGGACAACAAGGAAGAGACCAACCAGCAAGGGGCUUAAAGACGGAACUUUAUCCGAAAGAGAAAGGGGACAAGAGGCCCACAGCGGCACCGGUCACCUCUGCAUCUUGCUGAGGAGCCCAGAUGCUACGGAUCUCCCUGGGGCUGCUGAGAGGAGCAGGUGGCUUUUUAGAAGCUGCUGCUGCCAGCCCUGUGCCUCCUGACCCCCAUUGAAUGAAGGGGGAACUCCUCGGUAGCCCCUGACAGAGCCCCAGUUGAAGGAGGCAGCAAAUAGGAGGCCUUCUGGGGGAAUGGCCAAGCUCCACUUCAAGGAGGCCAUUCCAGAAACAACCUGAGGAAGAGAUUGUUGGAGGAGGGAGAGAGGGAGGGGCACCUCCCAAACCACACUUGCGAAUGGGAUUUGUGUGUCUGCAUUUAUCACUUAAGAGAGCCAGAAAGUUCCAGUAAACACUGUUUUUAUAUCA